Molecule: messenger RNA, 393 nt
Organism: Nycticebus coucang (slow loris)
Lineage: Eukaryota; Metazoa; Chordata; Mammalia; Primates; Lorisidae
Product: ubiquitin-like protein FUBI
Exons: 1
Coding region: 67-393 (108 amino acids)
Biological process (GO): translation
Cellular component (GO): ribosome; cytosolic small ribosomal subunit
Molecular function (GO): protein binding; structural constituent of ribosome
Source: RefSeq, a predicted model, not a curated record
CUCCUUCCUCUUUCUCCACUCCAUCUUCAUCAUAGCAGCUGCGGGGCCUGUGGUGCAGUCGUCAACAUGCAGCUCUUUGUCUACACCCAGGAGCUACACACCCUCGAGGUAACCGGCCAAGAGACUGUUGCCCAGAUAAAGGCUCAUGUAGCCUCUCUGGAGGGCAUUACCCUGGAAGAUCAAGUUGUGCUCCUGGCAGGCACGGCCCUAGAAGAUGAGGCUAUUUUGGGCCAGUGUGGGGUGGAGGCCCUGACAACUCUGGAAGUAGCCGGCUGCAUGAUUGGAGGUAAAGUCCAUGGUUCUCUGGCCCCAGCGGGGAAAGUAAGAGUUCAAACUCCUAAGGUGGCCAAACAGGAGAAGAAGAAGAAGAAAACAGGCCAGGACAAGCAGUAG